Messenger RNA from Funneliformis geosporum, 213 nucleotides. The record is from the annotation of a GenBank genome assembly. Lineage: Eukaryota; Fungi; Glomeromycota; Glomeromycetes; Glomerales; Glomeraceae.
CCAGAAUUUGACGUUGCUGCUAAAGAAUUCGAAGAACUUGUAAAGAAAUACAGUCUUUCUAAUGAAGAAAAAUUGGAAGGAUAUGCAUUAUUCAAGCAAGGGAGUGUAGGCGAUAACACUAAAGCUGCACCUGGUACAUCUCCCGAGGAUGCACAAGCUCAAUAUAUUGCUUAUGUCGCAAAACUCAAGAAACAAUAUGAAGAUUCAGCAUAA